Molecule: messenger RNA, 1002 nt
Organism: Candida dubliniensis CD36
Lineage: Eukaryota; Fungi; Ascomycota; Pichiomycetes; Serinales; Debaryomycetaceae
Product: NEDD8 ligase
Exons: 2
Coding region: 1-1002 (333 amino acids)
Biological process (GO): positive regulation of ubiquitin-protein transferase activity; protein neddylation
Cellular component (GO): ubiquitin ligase complex
Molecular function (GO): cullin family protein binding; ubiquitin-like protein binding; ubiquitin conjugating enzyme binding
Source: RefSeq, a predicted model, not a curated record
AUGUCCUAUCUUUCCCUUUUUAUAUUUACAAUUGCCAUAUAUUUUAUUUGUGAUAUCAAGGAUAAAACUGACCGGAGACUAAGAAAGAGGUGUCAAAUGAGUAAAUUACUAACAUCACUCAAGUCAAAUAAAGCCCAAUUAAGACUUCAGUUUUGUGAAUUAACUGGUACUUCCAAUGCUACUGCCACAAAAUACCUAGAUAAUGCAAGAUAUGACUUAACAAGAGCUAUAGAUAACUACUACAACAAGCAUCCAAACAAGGCCCAAGUGAUCAAUAAACCAACAAAAGUGAAAAUAGAUGAUCGUUUAAUUCAGAUUUUUGACAAAUACAAGGACAACGAUGACCCAAAUAAAAUAGAUAUUGAAGGGACUUUAAAGUAUUUGGGUGAUUUAGGUAUUUCACCAGAACAAAUUGAAUCAUUAUCUUUAGCAUUAUUAUUAAAAUCACCAAAAACAGGAGUUUUCACUCGAGAUAAUUUUUUAAAUGUUUGGCAAUAUUAUAAAUGUUUUGAUAUACGAGCAAUGAGUGAAUUUAUAACUCAAUUCAAUAACGAUUUGGUGAACAAUACUGACAGUUUCAAAGAUAUCACGGUUGAUACCCUGAAUCUGGAACCUUUAAAGUUUAGGGAUUUGUACAAUUUCACAUUCAAGUUUUCAUUGGAGUUGGAAAACCAGAAAAUGUUGGAUUUAGAGACAGCUAUUGAAUAUUGGAAAUUGUUAUUGCCAAUAACCACCGAAACUCACAUCAAAGACAAUGGGCUUGAUGAAGAAUUUAGAAAUCAUGUAAAUGAAAGACUUGAACAAUGGUUUAAGUUCUUGACAGAUAACGAAUACAUGACCAAGAAAUCUAUAAGUUACGACAGUUGGUCAAUGUUUUAUUUGUUUUUUAAGGAAAUUGUUUUAACUGAUCCAAUAAAAUUCAAAGAUUAUGACGAGAUGGCGGCAUGGCCAAGUAUAGUUGAUGAGUUUGUUGAAUAUCUACAUGAUUUUGAAUUGUUAUGA